Messenger RNA from Octopus sinensis (East Asian common octopus), 600 nucleotides. RefSeq names its product F-actin-capping protein subunit beta-like. NCBI's taxonomy places the organism in Eukaryota, Metazoa, Mollusca, Cephalopoda, Octopoda, Octopodidae. The coding region runs from base 1 to 600 and encodes 199 amino acids. The transcript is spliced from 2 exons. The record is from RefSeq and is a predicted model, not a curated record. Gene Ontology annotation, cellular component: cytoplasm; F-actin capping protein complex. Gene Ontology annotation, molecular function: actin filament binding. Gene Ontology annotation, biological process: cell morphogenesis; barbed-end actin filament capping; actin cytoskeleton organization.
AUGCUUAGAGGAGUCAGAAAACAACAAAUUGAAGAAAAGAGAACUGCGAUUCCUAAUAGAACUUUUGAUCCAUAUCUAUCAGCCAAGACACCGCCAGGUAUCUGGACCGACAAAGAAAUAGACUGUGCUCUUGACCUAUGUCGUCGACUUCCUCCACAAAACAUAAACAAAAUUAUGAGUGACAUCAUCAAACUCAAACCAGAGAUCUGCGAAUCUCUCCUUGCUUUAGUCGACCGACCACUGCCAAUAAAACAGGACAGUAGUGGAAAGGACUUUCUCAUCUGCGAGUAUAACCGUGACGGGGACUCCUACCGUUCUCCUUGGACUAACACCUACACCGACAAUUUCGACGGAGUACUCCCGUCUGAUGAACUGAGAGAAUUGGAAAUUAAAUUCAACGAAGUUUUCCUGGCCUACACUGAUAUGUACUACGGAGGAGCUCUUUCUUCCGUUUACCUAUGGAACAUGGACUCCAAAAAUAUUGCCAGUUUCGGGGGAGCUGUCCUUAUCAAGAAAAUGGGAGAAAAUUCGAGCAAAGUGAAUUCCGCGUGGGAUUCCAUUCAUAUUUUUGAGGCAAAUGUAAUCACUUUCUACGUAUAA